AUGAUUUACCCGUCCUUGAAAGCAAUCAAGAAGAUAUUGAGAGCCUGGCUGAGGUCCUUGAAGCGAAAGGGGACUGCACGGUUUCCUGGUACGUUAGGUCAUGCGGGGUGGAAACUUCUCCUUCAGCAGGUACUUCUGUUGCAUUCGACCUAUCAGGCAGAGAAUCCAAUCGAGACACUAAGCCUUAAUGGCAGGUUGGAAUUUGACGCUGGGCGAACUGGAUGCCGCCUGAUGACGUAA
This is a messenger RNA of Nezara viridula (southern green stink bug), 240 nucleotides long. NCBI's taxonomy places the organism in Eukaryota, Metazoa, Arthropoda, Insecta, Hemiptera, Pentatomidae. The record is from the annotation of a GenBank genome assembly.